UUUGCCUUGAGUACAAUGGAUUUGGAUUUUGGAGACGACUUUGCUGCCAAAGAGGAAGUUGAUCCAGCUGCAGAGUUUUUGGCACGCGAGCAAUCGGUUCUUGGAGACCUUGAAGCUGAAAUAACUGGUGGAUCUGCCACAAGUGCAGUUGCUGCACUUGCAACCGAUGAUGGACUGCUGGGCGGCUUAGUCAGCACCGGGGCCGAGUUAGGCAGUGAACUCUCUGCCAAUGUGGGAGGUGGUCUCGAAUCAUCGACUGGCAGCUUCGAGGUCAUCGGCAGCGAGACUAACGAACCAGUUGGUAUCUCAGGUCCUCCGCCGUCGCGUGAAGAACCCGAGAAAAUAAGGAAGUGGCGCGAGGACCAAAAAAAGCGGCUAGAGGAGAAGGAUAUUGAGGAGGAGCGUAAAAAAGAGGAACUCCGCCAGCAGGCCAAGAAGGAGCUAGAUGAUUGGAUGCGCCAGAUCGAAGAGUCCAUUUCGAAAACAAAACUAUCGUCUCGCAAUGCUGAAGCUCAAGCCGCGUCUUUAGAAAAUGGAGCAGUCGAACCUGGAACUGAAUGGGAACGCAUCGCCAAGCUGUGCGAUUUUAAUCCUAAGGUCAAUAAAUCUGGAAAGGACGUCUCACGUAUGCGGUCAAUUUACCUGCAUCUGAAGCAGAAUCCCAUACAAGUACAGAAAAUAGCUUAAAAUAUACAAAUAUAUAUAAAUAUAAAUAGCCCUAUUACGCACCUACUGAAA
Messenger RNA from Drosophila navojoa, 738 nucleotides. It is a transcript of the gene Clc, whose product is annotated as clathrin light chain. Gene Ontology annotation, molecular function: clathrin heavy chain binding; structural molecule activity. Gene Ontology annotation, biological process: clathrin-dependent endocytosis; intracellular protein transport. The record is from RefSeq and is a predicted model, not a curated record. Gene Ontology annotation, cellular component: clathrin coat of coated pit; synaptic vesicle membrane; plasma membrane. NCBI's taxonomy places the organism in Eukaryota, Metazoa, Arthropoda, Insecta, Diptera, Drosophilidae.